Messenger RNA from Aspergillus melleus, 1272 nucleotides. Its product is annotated as glycoside hydrolase family 18 protein. NCBI's taxonomy places the organism in Eukaryota, Fungi, Ascomycota, Eurotiomycetes, Eurotiales, Aspergillaceae. Gene Ontology annotation, biological process: chitin catabolic process; carbohydrate metabolic process. Bases 1 to 1272 code for a protein of 423 amino acids. The record is from RefSeq and is a predicted model, not a curated record. Gene Ontology annotation, molecular function: chitin binding; chitinase activity. Gene Ontology annotation, cellular component: extracellular region. The transcript is spliced from 6 exons.
AUGGGACUUGCAUCUGCCUGGUUUGCGCAGUCUGCGGCUAUAACCAAGCCUACGACUAGCAACAUGGAUUUGGAAGCCCGUCAGGCGUCGGGAUACCGCUCCGUUGCAUACUUCGUCAACUGGGCAAUCUAUGCUCGCGGUCAUAACCCUCAAGAUCUGCCGGCCGAUAAGCUCACUCAUGUGCUCUAUUCAUUUGCCAAUGUGCGCCCCGAGAGCGGCGAGGUGUAUCUUUCCGACACAUAUGCCGACCUCGAGAAGCACUAUCCGGAUGACUCAUGGUCCGAGGAUGGCAACAAUGUCUACGGAUGCGUCAAGCAACUGUACCUACAGAAACAGAAGAACCGCAACCUCAAGGUUCUCCUGUCUAUCGGAGGAUGGACCUACUCUAAGAACUUUCCGCAGCCCGCCAGUACCGAGGCUGGACGGAAGAAAUUCGCCGAGUCAUCGGUGAAGCUGUUGCAGGACUUGGGAUUUGAUGGUUUGGAUAUUGACUGGGAGUAUCCCGAGAACGACGACCAGGCCAAUGACUUCGUUCUGCUUCUCAAAGAAGUGAGAUCGGCCCUGGAUGCAUAUAGCCAGGAACAUGCAAAGGGGCAGAAAUUCCUCCUGACCGUGGCUUCUCCUGCGGGUCCCCAAAACUACGAAAAGAUGCAUCUCGCCGAAAUGAACGAACAGCUCGAUUUCUGGAACCUGAUGGCCUAUGACUACGCCGGCAGUUUCUCCGACUUUACCGGCCACCAAGCAAACGGCUACAACGACACCUCGAACCCCAAAAGCACGCCAUUCAACACCCAACAGGCCGUUGACGCCUACAUCGAGGCCGGUGUCCCCGCCGACCGAAUCGUUCUCGGCAUGCCCAUCUACGGUCGCGCAUUCACGGAUACUGACGGCCUCGGCAAGACCUUUAACGGAGUCGGCGAAGGCAGCUGGGAAAACGGUAUCUGGGACUAUAAGGCGCUACCCCAGGCCGGCGCGGAAGAACACAUUGACGAAGACCUCAUCGCAAGCUACAGCUAUGACUCUGCGAAGAAGGUCCUGAUCAGCUAUGACACGCCCAAGGUGGCGCAGUUGAAGACAGAAUAUAUCAAAUCGAAGGGUUUGGGCGGUGGUAUGUGGUGGGAGAGUAGUGCUGAUAAAACUGGCAGUGAGAGUCUGAUUACAACGGUCGUAAAUGGGCUCGGAGGCGCCAGCGCGCUUGAACAAGUCCAGAAUGAAUUGGACUAUCCUGCUUCCGAUUACGAUAACCUGCGCAAGGGAAUGGGGUCGGAUUGA